This is a messenger RNA of Lethenteron reissneri (Far Eastern brook lamprey), 5452 nucleotides long. RefSeq names its product endothelial transcription factor GATA-2-like. NCBI's taxonomy places the organism in Eukaryota, Metazoa, Chordata, Hyperoartia, Petromyzontiformes, Petromyzontidae. Gene Ontology annotation, biological process: negative regulation of transcription by RNA polymerase II; positive regulation of transcription by RNA polymerase II; cell fate commitment. Gene Ontology annotation, molecular function: DNA-binding transcription factor activity, RNA polymerase II-specific; zinc ion binding; RNA polymerase II cis-regulatory region sequence-specific DNA binding. The record is from RefSeq and is a predicted model, not a curated record. Gene Ontology annotation, cellular component: nucleus.
CGUACGUGGAUGGAGAGAGGGGUUCUUAGGUGAACAUCACAGGGGCGGGUGAGGAGGUGGAGGUGGGGGGUAGAUUCUGUAGCGUUACGCGUAGCCACGCCUGCGAGAGGAAACGAAAAAACGCGCUCCCCUGCAGCUGAGACGGGCAACUCACGGAAACAGAAGCGCACGUACAGCCAGCGACGUGCACGCAGAGAUACCCGCUUCAUCACCCGUCCCAGGAGCUACCACCAACCCCGACCAGAGCGUCCUAUCGAGGCGGGGCCCCCAUGGAGGUGAUGGUGGAGCACCUGGCUCGCUGGCACGGCAGCCCCCAGGGCACGGGCGUGCUCGAUGUGCCCCCGGGGCUCCCGCAUGGAUAUGGGGAGUCGAACCCGCUCCUGGGUGCAGCCGUGCCGGGGCAACUCCACGGCAACCUCCAUCAUCACCACCACCACCAUCAGCAGCAGCAACAGCAGCAGCAGCAUCAGCAUCAUCAACACCAGCAGCAGCAGCAUCAGCAUCAGCAGCAGCAACAACAACAACAUCAUCAUCAGCAGCAGCAGCAGCCCAUGCCGCUGCACAGUGAGGAUCUGGAGGUGUUUGUGGGGCUGCUGGAUGCUCAGGGACAUCCGAACGUGCCCGGGGCGAGUGCAGAGUACAGAGCAGCGACUCACGAGGGCCGUGAAUGCGCCAACUGUGGGGCUACGUUCACCCCGCUGUGGAGGCGGGAUGCCAACGGACACUACCUGUGCAACGCGUGCGGCCUCUACCACAAGAUGAACGGCCACAACCGCCCGCUCAUCCGGCCUAAGCGCCGACCGUCGGCGGCGCGGCGCUGCGGCACGGCGUGCGCCAACUGCCAGACGAGCGCCACGACGCUGUGGAGGCGCAACGCCAGCGGCGAGCCGGUGUGCAACGCGUGCGGCCUCUACUACAAGCUGCACAACGUGAACCGCCCCAUCACGAUGAAGAAGGACGGCAUCCAGACGCGCAAUCGGAAGUCGUCCGGCAAGCCGGGCAAGCACGGCAAGAGCCGGCGCUCGCUCGCGAGCCCGGGCCGCUCGCAGACGCUGCCGCUCCUCGCCGGGGCCUACGACAGGCCCCGCGCCAUCGCGUUCGGCGGCGGCGCCCUGCCGCCCGCUCACCUCUCGUCGGUUCACCUGGCGGGCGCCGCGCACGCGCUGCCCUCGCUCGCUCAGCUGCACACGGCCGCAUCGUCCCUGCCGCUCGCUCCUCACCUCCACAACCAUCACCUGUCGCACCAUCACCUGUCGCACCAUCACCUGCAGCAGCAGCAUCAACAGCAGCAGCAUCAGCAGCAUCUUCUUCACCAGCACCAGCAGCAACAGCAGCGUCAUCACGAGCAACAUAAUCACCUUCAACACCAGCAUCAUCAUCAUUUGCAGCUUCAUCAACAGCAGCUCGGCUUACAGACGCCCACAGGUAUGGUCUCGGCUCUGGGCUAGUGGAACGUUGCUCUAAGUCUUUUGUUGAGGAUGAUGGGCUAGUCUUGGUCACGAGACUACAAUGGUGUAGGCUGCUUCGCAUGGGCCCUGGUGUGAAGAAUCACCAUGGAGUCCCCUAUUCAAAUUCUCCCUCUCUUCGCAAGGCCGACACCUGGGCCCCUCUGGCCUGUGGCCCCCCGGUGCAGUCGCACCACCUGCACACUCGAUAGCUACGCCGCUGGAGACUACAGAGAUGAGACGAAUCGGUGUCUGGUGCAAUUAUCUUUUAUGGUGUUGAUGUGACUUUUAAAAAUUACACUCUAUCCACCCCCCACCGCGUCUUCAACCCUUUCCAAAAAAAAAAUAUGAAUACUGAAGAAUUUGUUUACUCCACACAUAUUGACAUUCUAUUUUGCCAAUGUGAUUAAAAGAGAAAAAGUGCAGUUUGUGCCCAGUCUCAUCAUCAUCACCAUCAUCGUCAUCAUCAUCAUCAGCCAUGGUCAAUCCACUGCUGGAUGAAGGCUUCCCCAAGCAGCCGGCACCUCUGACAACCCCGCGUUGCAACGACCCACCGGGCCCCUGCACCCGAGCUGACUUCAUCGCUGCGUCUCCUUGGUGGGCGCCAGCGCCGCAAGUGCCUCUUUCUACAUCGCCGGUUAAAAUGAUCGCAAUUCCCCACUUGAAGAACUGUAUUAAACUCUAAGCCGCUGCUCACUAUUUUGGAGCAGCCCUCAAGGCAAGCUAUAAACAUAAUGGAGAAGAAACGCAACGCAUUCGUCAAUAAGACUGUGGCCUUAAAAAUAUCUAAAAUCGGCAAACGUUGCAGGCAAUGGCCCUCCUUCCUCAGCACAUAGAAAGGCCAAACAAGUCGAGUGAAGGUUUGACGGCUGGAGUGCCACAUCUGUUUUCAGCGGACGCUGCAGGAAAACGAACUCUUACUGUGAACAUUGGUGAAGCUGUGGACACUGAGGGACGUUUCUCAACGUUGCUGCUGCUGCUGCUGUCGUCGUUUGCUGCCGGAAAGGGACAUUUGAGUGAGACCAACGAAAAUGUGAAAAAAAGAGAGGGCUUCAUAUUUUCUGGUGAGCAAUCGACUGCCCGCUACGAUACAUUCAUUAUCUGCUCGCGAGAUAACUGUUAGACGACAAUAAAUAGGACGGAGCUGUUUUUCUACAACCGCAAAAAAACAUGUUUGCGUUUGGGGUACGACACUGCUAAAUUUGAAAACGAAGACAACGUUCCUUAUCACUGUGCCGCGAAAGCGCGGUUGAUAGACGACUACAUGGUCAAAUAAAAUAAACAUUAUUCAACUCCACACACCUCAAGGUGUGCUUGACUAAAUCUACACAACUACAGAGGAAUCCUCCUCUCAGUCCACUGGUGGAUGGACCACUUCGUUCACCGCUCUAAAGUUUGGAAAUAUAUUAACCAAUAUGGUUCCCUUUUCUAUACCUUAUCUCAAAUGUUGUACUUCCUUACCCUAAUAAUAGUGAAUUGAAAACAUUAUACAGCACAGUAUCUAUUUUGUACCACCCAAGAUUAACCCUGCCACCCAAUCACCACUAUGGUCAUUGGUCGCCAAAGACCAGAGACAACUCAAUCGAUUGGCUGGCGGUGUGCACAAAGCAAUCAGUGAGGGUAGAGGCGCAGCUGUGAAACUGCCUAGCUCACACCCCUGUUGGCAGAAGGACCUUCACCACAGGGAAGCCUCAUCUAGAGGGUCGCCCACUCUUCCACUUUGGCCAGCGUUGGGAAUAAAUUGGGAUUUGCCCGGAGGUAACCCUCCCACUUACAAGUUGGUUAACGUUCAACAUACGCAGAGACGGGUUCACAACCUUGUUGCUGAACAGCCUGUCGUCAAAGAGAACUCCAUUACGUAGAGAGAGGUAGAACCCAGUCAAAAUGAACAGGCGGCGACUGCUCUUGUGUAGAUCUCCAUGGUGAAGAUAGAGGCGCAGCCCUGCAACAUCUCCCUCACGCCACUGCAGGUGGAAGGGACUCCACUAGAGGGAUCUCUGGAGGGUCCCUCGGGCGAGUGUAUUUUGGCCUACUCUUCCACGUUGGCCAAACGUCUUGGAAGAGGUGGGCGUACCAAACACUUUACCCCACCUCUCGCGACCUGUCGAUUGACCAACUGCGGUCGACAGAGGCCAGGGGCAGUUAAGAAGCCGACCCCUCGUUUCAUCCGUUGCGCCGGAAGUUUGAACUGGAGCUCUUUGGAUAGAAUGUUCAGUGCGUUGCCCACCGCACCAUGGCAGCGUGCUAGACUACUGACAACGAUAGCAGCAACUGCCAUGGAUCAAGUGAGAUGCAAUGAAAAAUCGCGUCGCUCUUGCAAGGGCGACCAAGGGACCGGUUUUUACCCCGAUGCGAGCUGGGAGAAACAAAAGCUCGGGGUACAUCCCGACUGCCCUCAUUAGCUCUCCAGUGUGUCUCACGGCUGUUCCCACAAUGCCGUUCGCCAUCGAUGUCCGACGGUGGGACCUGGCCCAGAAAAUGCGCCGGAGAGCCGCAACGCAGCACGAUCGCGAAGGGCUCGGCAGUAUCUUCUUGGUUCUUUCGGUAAAGUCACGUAGAAGGGAAAUUAAAAAAAAAUUCUCACGACGUUUCGACCACAACACAAGCAGCCGUCCACAGGUGAAGAAACAGAGCUGUCGGAAAGACAGCGUCCCAAUGAACACCGCCAAGCUUGGCAGCGUAUAUUUAAGCUGGGUCGGGGGAGGAGAGCGCCUUGACAAAGGAGUUUACAUAUCAACAGCGGAAGUAGUACAACUGCCUGGAAAGUCCUAGGCGGUAGUACGACAGAGAGACCGCGUUCAGCACGAACCAAUCGUCGGGGACCAAUCUUUGAUUACGUUGUGUGCAAUAAAUUAAGUGCCUUAAAAAAAACCGAUGUAUUAUCACACUGGCGUUGCCUUCCAUCGGACCGCAAUAAACAAACGGGCCCUCCUUGCCUUAAGUUUGUUGAGUCCGCGUAGAGCUUGCGGUUGGGAUUUUUCACCCACUUCAAAUCUUUCACAUGCCGCCUCUUUCUACGAUGUUUGUUGUUUUGGUGUUCGCCGGCCAAAGGCUGCGCUAAACCUGUCUCAGAACACGUUACCCCACCAAUAGAACACUCGCUAGAAGCGCCCCAUUGCCGUUCGCUCGGUCGCCACUGCUGUUCGUGAACUGAAUGCAAAAUGACUUGACGUUUAAACGGCGGUGAAACGUAAACCAACUCAAAGUUGGCUCGCGUUUGCGGCAAUGUGUUUGUUUCUGGUCCUGAGAUAUUAACAAUGUGUGGCCCAAUAGUUUGUAAGUUAAGGCAUGCGAUGCCUCCCCAAAUGCUGCGAUUCAAAAUAAUUUGUUUGUAAAAAACAACCACGUCUCAUGCUAUAUUUUGCCAGCAUCAAGAUAUUGAAUGAUUUAAAAAGGCUUUAUUAUACUUUCCGGCGUAAAACAGGAGGUUGUUACGAGGCAUCAUGUCUGCGUAACCGCACAACGCUUUAGUAACGUAUGCAUUGCCCUUGAAACGUAUUGGCUUGUAUCACAGACAUCCUUUUUAUGGCCUUGUCUCAGCAGUGCUAUAGACCAAAGGCUGCCAAAAGGGGGAAAACAGUGCAAAGACAAUGCGAACGCCAAAGCAUUAAUAGUUCGCGUUACGCCGUUAUGUCUUUGGAACCCUCAUGCCAGUAUCAAGAUAUUGAAUAUUCCGGGAACGGUCGUGUGCUGAAAUUGGACGUGCGGUCAAACCAAAUUCAAAUAAACGACGGCGGUUGUUUUCAUAGCGGACGCUUUUGUUUUCCAAAAGUGUCGUUUUUUUUUACGAACCUAUUUUAAAAUAUUGUGACUGCAAGUGUGUUUUUUCUUCCAGAUUUUAAAGUAAAUAUAUAUGUACAUAAAAAAAUUAAUCUAGACACAAUCAGCGUCGGGGUUUGUUCAAAAUAUAAUGUUUUAUUGUUCCUGUGCUUUACUGCGCGUGUAAAACCUGUUAUUCCGCUUGCUUUCGUUUAUUUUUAUCGAUGUAGUGUGUCCCGUUCUGUACA